AUGAAGUUCGCUGCCCUCCUCGCCCCUCUCAUCCCUGCCGCUUUCGCCGCAGAGUGCGUCCGCGAUGGCGGAUGCCCCGGCUGUGGCACUGUCGACAGCGUUAGCUUCUCCCAGAGCGGCAGCACGUACACCGCGACGUCUCCUUCCUACGGCUCCAUGACCAUGACCGAUACGACUCUUUCCGUCAAGAACACCUCCAACAAGUGGCUCUUGUUCUGCGUCUACGGAUCCGUCUGCGUCCCUCUUGGCGCUGGCGACAGUUGCUCCACGUCCCGCCUCUCCACCGACAACCCUACCCUCGGCCUGCAAGUGUGGUCUCAGUAA
Colletotrichum chrysophilum is the source of this 324-nucleotide messenger RNA. RefSeq lists its product as uncharacterized. The record is from RefSeq and is a predicted model, not a curated record. Lineage: Eukaryota; Fungi; Ascomycota; Sordariomycetes; Glomerellales; Glomerellaceae. The transcript has a single exon. Bases 1 to 324 code for a protein of 107 amino acids.